ACCUUAUCUCCUAAGAUGUCUCUUCAGAAAGACUCUUCAAGUAAUACUAAUUCAAAUAUUCCUGCCAUACUGUUGGUAGGAAAAUCCGGUGCCGGUAAAAGUACUUUAGGAAAUUUGCUCUUGGGUCGAAAUGAAUUUGUUGUUUCAGACUCAGCUGAAUCCUCGCCACAAGUAUGUCAAACUGCUUUGAUUAAGAUAAAUAAUAAAACGUUCAAUAUUGUUGAUACACCUGGAAUUUUUGACACCGGCAAAACGAAUCAAGAAAUCUUGAAAGAAACAGCCCAAGCAAUCUUGCAAUGCACUUAUGGAAUUCAAGCCAUUAUUUUUGUCAUGGAAGCAACACGUUUUACUAAGGAACAGAAAGAUACUAUUAAUCAAAUUAUCAAGUUUCUUGGUCAAGAUUCGCUGAACCACAUGAUUGUAGUGUUCUCAAAAUGCAGAAAGGCUCCGACAAAAGACCCUGACUUGCUCUUUAAUUCAUUGGUCCAGGAACAGAAGGAUUUUCUCAAUAGUAUUGACAAUAGAUUCACUGUAUCUCCUGAUCUCGAUAUUUUUGAAGAACCAGACGACCCAAUUGUUGAGCGCCACGUGAAAAACCUCAAGAACUAUAUUGUUGAUAUUCCAGAUUUCUAUACAACAGCUUCCUUUGAAAAAGUUCGCAUGGAAAUUGAACGUGAAUUGCGACAAUGGAAGGAAACACGAGAAAAUACGAAAAAAAAAUUUAAGCAAUUACGCGCAAAAGCUGGUUCAGAUGCAGCUGUCAAUAUGGAGCUUGGAGAAGCUUGUUUUGCUGCAGAUUCAAAGGUUACUUUGCAAAAUGGCAAAGUUACCAACAUUUCGGAACUUGUUAUUGGAGAUUAUGUAUGUUGUGGCUUUGAGAAUGGGAAGAAAAUCUUCAGCGAGGUGUUUUUAUUUAUUCAUGCUGACCACGAUACAGUGACUGAAUUUCAAUUAAUUGAUUUCAUGAAACAAGAUGGAUCACAAGGAACCCUUUGCGUUACUCCUGAACAUCACAUUUUCGUGAAUGGUGGUGGAACCGAUUUUGCCAAAAAUGUUAUACCAAACAAAACCCAACUUUUUAUUUCUAACGGAGAGAAAUUGGUUCCCGUUACUUCAGCCCGUAUAUCAAAAGAACGAAGAAAAGGUUAUUAUAGUCCCUUGACUCGUAGUGGAAAUAUUCUUGUUGAUGAGGUUCUUUGUUCUUGUUAUGCUUCUGCACCUCCUUAUCAAGCCUUGUUUAAUUUUGUCUUUGCGCCAUUAAAAAUCUACACAAAAAUUUUUCCUUCUAAUUAUCUAGAUAAAGAGAUUCAUCCUUAUGUUAAAUUUUUAAGUAGAGGUCGCAGGAUAGUAGAAUUUCUCGAUGAUUUAAAUAUUUCUCGAUCUAUUUAAA
Molecule: messenger RNA, 1390 nt
Organism: Rhizophagus irregularis DAOM 181602=DAOM 197198
Lineage: Eukaryota; Fungi; Glomeromycota; Glomeromycetes; Glomerales; Glomeraceae
Source: RefSeq, a predicted model, not a curated record